AUGGCCCUGCAGCCUUACCGAGACGAAGAUUUAAAUUUUUUCAAAUUCGCGUCUCUUGUGUUGAAUGAAUUUCCAAAAGCCCUGAGACAGACAUUUAAAACCAUGUGGGACAACACCUAUGGACAUCGCCCUGGCUUCCAGCUCUGGGACGAUUCCACUGCCGUGAGAAAUUUGUUUGCCGCUACAGAAGGUGGCAGCACCAAAGUUCCCGUUGAUCAAUCGUAUGAGGAAUGGGAUUGCACUGCUUUGUUCCAGGCCACUAUCUAUUCGCGAGUGUUCGCCGUACAUCACGGAACGCUAAAUGACGUGUAUGUUAAGCCCCGUGGAAUAUCACAUGGUCAUUUUCAUCCGUCCGUAGAGAGCACAACUGGAAACAAUGCGGAAACCUGUGCACUAGCAAUUGAUCAGUUACGCCUUCUGAGGAAUUCGUUUUGCCACUUAAAAAGUUCUGACAUGACAAGAGUAACCUUUGACCAGUACGUGAAACACGCCAAAGACGCGUUCCAAGCGCUGGGUUUCUCGACAGCUUUGGUUGAUGCUGUUGGUAGUUUAUCAGAGUCAGAUUUUCCCAUAAAAGAAGUCCGCAGACUUGAGCAGGGUAUCAAGGAAGAAAAUACAUCUUACAGAAAGUUUCUUGAAGGUGAUGUUGCUACCAAAGAAGACGUCGCCAUGUUGGCUCGCAAAAUAGAUGAAAUCAAAACUGUACAAGGUACUAGUGAUAACAAAGAAGACACUACUUUGUCUGUGUGGAAAGAAGGUGAGUUAAAAAGUGUGAGCGAGAAAUGUGCAUAAAUUAUCGUUUCUGAUAUAAGAGAAUAAUAAAGGACGAACGUUGAACCGUACCUUAUCAAUACUCUACUGUGUAAUUAUUACCUAUCUAUCACGCAACUUAUUGCUCUCAUUUUUGGUUUAUCAUAAACCUCUCAUGUCAAUUUAAAUUCAAAUUUUAAGAGCCGUUAUAGUACUCACUGCCAGUGUAGCUCUGGCCCUGUCGAAGGCUAAUUUUGUUAGCCGAAAUAUUGGCCUCAAAUAAAUCAGCCCUUUGCGGUAUUGCCAGCCUUGCAUCCAGUUUUGUUAGAAUAAUCAUAUUUUAUAUUUGGCAUGAGUGCACUGGAAGUUUACAUAAAGGCCUUGGAAAACGAAAUGAACUGGACAAUCAUUUUAAACUUGAAGAGUUCGAAAUAUUUAAUAUAAAUCAGAAAAAUAUCAUUAUUUAAAUUUCUUUUCUUAAUAUACAUGUACCGUAAGAUUUUUUAAAAAUUGGUCACGUGACACACCACGUGGCUUGUUUACGCAGCGAUAGUUAUUUGAAAACCAACUUUGAAUUCCGUUUUCCCCAAACGUAUAGUUAAUGACCCAUUUUUCGGUAAAUGCCAAUAGGCCUGGACGUAAAGAAGAAUCAUUAAGAACAAUGUUAACCAAUGUUGAAUUUCAUUAAAAAGAACGUUUGUGGUCAAGUUAACCUUCCGGCUACUCAGUAUGAAGCCUUUAAAUCUUUUCGAAGGCUAAAGAACCCUUUUUUGGCCAUAGACACCAUAAAUUAAUCAAUCAGACUAAGACUCUCAAUGGCUCAACUUUACCAUAGCAAUCAAAUAUCUGAUUCUUGCCUUUUCUUUUCUCUUUUAAGAUAUCACAAAAUCAGUACGCGAAUCAACUCAGCCUGGCAAUCUUUUUGUAAAGAAUCAAGCUGGUGAAGCUAAAAACCUUUAUACACUCGCAGUCGAGAAGCGUAAGAAACAGGAUUUUCAAUCAGCUCUGCAAUCUUAUCAGUGUGCACUGGACAUACUUAAUAUAGUGUUUGGAGAAGAACAUCCAAGUACUGCUGACUGUUACUACGAAAUGGGAAUAACGCAGCAUGAACAAGGUGAUUUCAAAGCGGCUCUUCAAUCUUAUCAGCGUUCGCUGGAAAUACGUAUAAAACUGUUCGGAGAAAAACACCAAAGUACUGCUGACUGUUACUACUCACUGGGGAUAACACAGCGUGAACUAGGUGAUUUCAAAGUAGCUCUUCAAAAUCAAUGGCGUGCGUUGGGCAUAUAUGUUAAAGUCUUUGGAGAAAAACACCAAAGUACUGCUGACUGUUACUACGAACUGGGGAAAACGCAGUGUGAACAAGGUGAUGUCAAAGCAGCUCUUCAAAAUCACUGGCUUGCGUUGGGCAUACGUUUUCAACUGUAUGGAGAAGAACACCAAAGUACUGCUAACUGUUACUACUCACUGGGGAUAACACAGCGUAAACUAGGUGAUUUCAAAGCAGCUCAUCAUUCUCAACAGCGCGCACUUGGCAUACGUAUUAAACUGUUUGGAGAAGAGCACCAAAGUACUGCUGACUGUUACUACGAAAUGGGAAUAACCCAAAUAGAUAAUUUCAAAGCAGCUCUUCAAUCUCUUCACCGUGCGCUGGACAUACGUAUUAAACUGUUUGGAGAAGAACAUCAAAGUACUGCUGACUGUUACCACUCACUGGGGAUAAUACAGCAUAUCCUAAGUGAUUUAAAAGCAGCUCUUCAAUCUUACCAGCGUGCGCUGCACAUACGUAUAAAACUGUUUGGAGAAGAACACCAAAGUACUGCUGACUGUUACCACUUUUUGGGGAUUACACAGCAUGACCAAGGUGAUUUCAAAGCAGCUCUCCAAUCGUUCCAGCACGCGCUUGACGUACGUAUUAAACUGUUUGGAGAAGAACACCAAAGUACUGCUGACUGUUACUACUCACUGGGGAUAACACAGCGUGAACUACGUAAUUUCAAAGCGGCCCUUCAAUCUCACCAGCUUGAGCUCGGCAUACGUAUUAAACUGUUUGGAGAAGAUAGCCGAAGUACUGCUGACUGUUACUACUCACAAGGGAUAACACAGCACGAACUAAAUGAUUUUAAAGCAGCUCUGCAGUCAAAACAGCCUGCACUGGAAAUACGUAUUAAACUGUUUGGAGAAGAAAAGCAAAGUACUGCCAGCUGUUACUACUCACUGGGGAUGACGCUGCAUGAACUAAAAGAUUUCAAAGCAGCUCUCCAAUCGUUCCAGCACGCGCUUGACAUACGUUUCCAACUGUUUGGGGAAGAACACCAAAGUACUGCUGACUGUUACUACUCACUGGGGAUAACACAGAGUGAACUAGGUGAUUUCAAAGCAGCUCUUCAAUCUCUUCAGCGUGCGCUGGACAUACGUAUUAAACUCUUUGGAGAAGAACACCAAAGUACUGCUAACUGUUACUUCUCACUGGGGAUAUCACAACGUGAACUAGGUGAUUUUAAAUCAGCUCUUAAACCUCACAAGCGUGCACUGGAAAUACGUAUUAAACUGUUUGGAGAAGAACAUCAAAGUACUGCUGACUGUUACCGCGAACUGGGAUUAACACAGCGCAAACUAGGUGAUUUCGAAGCAGCUCGUCAAUCUCACCAGCGUGUGCUGAACAUACGUAUUAAACUGUCUGGAGAAGAACACCAAAGUACUGCUGACUGUUACUUCUCACUGGGGAUAACACAGCGUAAACUAGGUGAUUUCAAAGCAGCUCUUCAAUCUCACCAGCGUGCGCUGGACAUAUGUAUUAAACUGUUUGGAGAAGAUCACCAAAGUACUGCUGACGGUUACUACGAACUGGGGAAAACACAGCGUGAACUGGGUGAUUUUGAAGCGGCUCUUCAAACUCUCUGGCGUGCACUGGACAUACGUAUUAAACGUUUUGGGGAAGAACACCAAAAGACUGCUGACUGUUACUACUCACUGGGGAUAACACAGCAUAAACGAGGUGAUUUCAAAGCAGCUUUUCCAUCUCUUCAGUGUGCGCUGGACAUACGUAUUAAACUGUUUGGAGAAGAUCACCGUAGUACUGCUGACUGUUACUACUUACUGGGCGUAACACAGCAUGAACUAGGUGAUUUUAAAGCAGCACUUCAAUCUCACCAGCGUGCACUGGAAAUACGUAUUAAACUGUUUGGAGAAGAACACCAAAGUACUGCCAACUGUUACUACUCACUGGGGAUGACGAUGCAGGAACUAAAAGAUUUCAAAGCAGCUCUCCAAUCGUUCCAGCACGCGCUACACAUACGUAUCCAACUGCUUGGAGAAAAACACCAAAGUACUGCUGACUGUUACCACUCACUGGGAAUAACACAGCAUGAACUAGGUGAUUUCAAAGCAGCUCUUCAAUCUUUUCAGCAUGCGCUGGACAUACGUAUUAAACUGUUUGGAGAAGAACACCAAAGUACUGCUGACUGUUACUACUCACUGGGGAUAACACAGCGUAAACUAGGUGAUUUCAAAGCAGCUCAUCAUUCUCAACAGCGUGCACUUGGCAUACGUAUUAAACUGUUUGGAGAAGAACAUCAAAGUACUGCUGACUGUUACUACGAAAUGGGAAUAACGCAGCAUGAACAAGGUGAUUUCAAAGCGGCUCUUCAAUCUUAUCAACGUUCGCUGGAAAUACGUAUAAAACUGUUUGGAGAAAAACACCAAAGUACUGCUGACUGUUACCACUCACUGGGAAUAACACAGCAUGAACUAGGUGAUUUCAAAUCAGCUCUUCAAUCUCUUCAGCAUGCGCUGGACAUACGUAUUAAACUGUUUGGAGAAGAACACCAAAGUACUGCUAAUUGUUACUACUCAAUGGGGAUAACACAGCGUAAACUAGGUGAUUUCAAAGCAGCUCAUCAUUCUCAACAGCGUGCACUUGGCAUACGUAUUAAACUGUUUGGAGAAGAACACCAAAGUACUGGUGACUGUUACUACGAAAUGGGAAUAACCCAAACAGAUGAUUACAAAGCAGCUCUUCAAUAUCUUCAGCGUGCGCUGGACAUCCGUAUUAAACUGUUUGGAGAAGAACACCAAAGUACUGCUGACUGUUACUACUCACUGGGGAUAACACAGCGUGAACCAGGUGAUUUCAAAGCAGCUCUUCAAUCUCUUCAGUGUGCGCUGGACAUACGUAUUAAACUGUUUGGAGAAGAACACCAAAGUACUGCUGACUGUUACUACUCACUGGGGAUAACACAGCGUGAACUAGGUGAUUUCAUAGCAGCUCUUCAAUCUCUUCAGUGUGCGCUGGACAAACGUAUUAAACUGUUUGGAGAAGAACACCAAAGUACUGCUGACUGUUACUACUCACUGGGGAUUACAAAGCGUGAACUAAAAGAUUUCAAAGCAGCUCAUCAUUCUCAACAGCGUGCACUUGGCAUACGUAUUAAACUGUUUGGAGAAGAACAUCAAAGUACUGCUGACUGUUACUACCAAAUGGGAAUAACGCAGCAUGAACAAGGUGAUUUCAAAGCGGCUCUUCAAUCUUAUCAGCGUUCGCUGGAAAAACGUGUAAAUCUGUUUGGAGAAAAACACCAAAGUACUGCUGACUGUUACUACUCACUGGGGAUUACACAGCGUGAACUAGGUGCUUUCAAAACAGCUCUUCAAAAUCAAUGGCGUGCGUUGGGCAUACGUGUUAAAGUCGUUGGAGAAGAACACCAAAGUACUGCUGACUGUUACUACGAACUGGGGAAAACGCAGUGUGAACAAGGUGAUGUCAAAGCAGCUCUUCAAUCUCACCAGCUUGCGCUCGGCAUACGUAUUAAACUGUUUGGAGAAGAACACCAAAGUACUGCCAACUGUUACUACUCACUGGGGAUAACACAGCGUAAACUAGGUGAUUUCAAAACGGCUCAUCAUUCUCAACAGCGCGCACUUGGCAUACGUAUUAAACUGUUUGGAGAAGAACACCAAAGUACUGCUGACUGUUACUACGAAAUGGGAAUAACCCAAAUAGAUGAUUACAAAGCAGCUCUUCAAUCUCUUCAGCGUGCACUGGACAUACGUAUUAAACUGUUUGGAGAAGAACAUCAAAGUACUCCUGACUGUUACCACUCACUGGGGAUAACACAGCAUAUCCUAAGUGAUUUGAAAGCAGCUCUUCAAUCUCUUCAGCGUGCGCUGGACAUACGUAUUAAACUGUUUGGAGAAGAACACCAAAGUACUGCUGACUGUUACUACUCACUGGGGAUAACACAGCGUGAACUAGGUGAUUUCAAGGCAGCUGUUCAAUCUCUUCAGUGUGCGCUGGACAUACGUAUUAAACUGUUUGGAGAAGAACACCAAAGUACUGCUGACUGUUACUACUCACUGGGGAUAACACAACGUGAAACAGGUGAUUUCAAAGCAGCUCUUCAAUCUCUUCAGUGUGCGUUGGACAUACGUAUUAAACUGAUUGGAGAAGAACACCAUAGUACUACUGACUGUUACUACUCACUGGGGAUAACACAGCGUGAACUAGGUGAUUCCAAAGCAGCUCUUCAAUCUCUUCAGUGUGCGCUGGACAUACGUAUUAAACUGUUUGGAGAAGAACACCAAAGUACUGCUGACUGUUACUACGAAAUGGGAACGACCCAAACAGAUGAACUUAAAGCAGCUCUUCAAUCUCUUCAGCGUGCGCUGGACAUACGUAUUAAACUCUUUGGAGAAGAACACCAAAGUACUGCUGACUGUUACUACUCACUGGGGAUAACACAGAGAGAACUAGGUGAUUUCAAAGCAGCUUUUCAAUCUCUUCAGUGUGCGCUGGACAUACGUAUUAAACUGUUUGGAGAAGAACACCAA
Molecule: messenger RNA, 6579 nt
Organism: Porites evermanni
Lineage: Eukaryota; Metazoa; Cnidaria; Anthozoa; Scleractinia; Poritidae
Source: the annotation of a GenBank genome assembly